Molecule: messenger RNA, 391 nt
Organism: Camelina sativa (false flax)
Lineage: Eukaryota; Viridiplantae; Streptophyta; Magnoliopsida; Brassicales; Brassicaceae
Source: RefSeq, a predicted model, not a curated record
UCUAGCUUAAUAAUCAUCGCUUGUUUUGGUAUAUAUUUUUUUUUCUUUUUAAAUUAAAAUCUCCUUUAGGUUGUUGUUGACGAAGAAGAAGAACCCAGAAUUUUACUCUUCAAUGGCUUACGUCGAAGGAGGUGUGGUUAAAGCGAAGCGACCAAUAUGGAGACUGAGGACGAUCAAAGAUUUUUUCUUGUCCAUCAUUAAUCUGAUACAAGUCUUCUUUAUGACCAUGUUCUCGAUGGAGAAAUCAGAUGCUUACAGGAAAGGUUCUAAGGCUAACAAGAAGUGGGGUGGNGAAGAAAUUUUCAUAUGGUUUGUGGAAGAUGUCACACUUAAGCAAAGUUUAAAACGUUUGAGAAAAUUUAUAUUGGGAGAGAGGGAUUUGAUGAUUUGA